Molecule: messenger RNA, 4863 nt
Organism: Pseudoliparis swirei
Lineage: Eukaryota; Metazoa; Chordata; Actinopteri; Perciformes; Liparidae
Gene: elk1
Product: ETS transcription factor ELK1
Exons: 11
Coding region: 696-2255 (519 amino acids)
Biological process (GO): regulation of transcription by RNA polymerase II; cell differentiation
Cellular component (GO): nucleus
Molecular function (GO): sequence-specific DNA binding; DNA-binding transcription factor activity, RNA polymerase II-specific
Source: RefSeq, a predicted model, not a curated record
ACGAAGCUAAGUGACCAACUGACAACAGACUUUCCUCUGGCCGGUUCCGGUGAACUCCGGUCCGCAGAGAGCAGCUCGUUGAGAGAGGAGAAGGCGAGGAAGAGGAGGGGCGAGGAGAAGGAGGAGGAGGAAGUGGGGGCGUCGCAGCAGCAGCCUAAGCUAGCUGUUAGCAUGCUAGGCUAGCGGCUCCAUAUCGUUAGGUUAGCUGAUUAUCUCCGUCUGUUCACGGGAAGAGACACCCGGAAGUAACGAGAGGAUCGCCCGGUAACGGGGGGAAUGUAACGGAGCACUUUACCAGCUCGUCAACUCAAAGUUAACAGAGUUUUAUUAUAAGUAGCCUCUUAAUUAGCUGCCGAAGGUUGUGGACGCGGCUGAAACAGAAAUCUUCCUCCCGGCGGUCGUUUUUUGGUAAGAGCGGAACUUUUGAUCUGUCGGUGAUCCGCAGCAGCGGGUCGGUGAAGGUGUCGGUGAUCCGCAGCAGCAGCAGCGGGUCGGUGAACGCGUCGGUGAGCCGCAGGUUGUCGGUAACAUGGAGGCUCGGCAGCCUGGCAACGGCAGCAGCAGCAGCAGCAGCAGCUCGGAGCGGUUACAUAACGCCAGCAGGUCGCGGGAGAAGCUGCUGAACGUCGCCUCCUCAGCCUCCUCAUAACCCCCCAGCAGACAGACAGGUAGCCAGAAGACAGACAGGCUGGAGGAUGUCUGAGCUGCACGAACACAACAUGGAUUCAAACCCGCUGAUAAACGCCAUGGACCCGUCCAUCACGCUGUGGCAGUUCCUGCUCCACCUGCUGGAGGACCAGCACCAGCGUCACCUGAUCUCCUGGACCGGCGAGGACGGCGAGUUCAAGCUGCUGGACGCCGAGGAGGUGGCUCGGCUGUGGGGGCUCCGCAAGAACAAGAACAACAUGAACUACGACAAGCUGAGCCGCGCGCUGAGAUACUACUACGACAAGAACAUCAUAAAGAAGGUGAGCGGUCAGAAGUUCGUGUACAGGUUUGUGAGUCAGCCCGACGCCUCGCUGCCCGACGGCGUCCGCAACGGAGACGAGGCUCAGAGGGCCGCCGACCCCGACGGCCAAUCGAAGGGCCUGGGGGGCGUGGCCUCGACCUGUCCGCCAAAGGGCUUCCCUCAGCAGCACUCGUCGCCCGGCGGCUCCCAAAAGAGCUCCAGAAACGACUACAUGAAGUCCGGCCUCUACUCCACCUUCACCAUCCAAUCACUGCAGGCCUCGCCUGGCCCGCGGCCAAUCAAAACAGAGCUGCUUCUGCAGCAGGACGCCGCCGCCUUCAAGGCCGAUCGCACGGCGAGAGAGGUGUGUGUUCUAGCAGAGUCCUCCCUUCAGGUGAUCGUGACUCACUCGUCUCCUUGUGGGACUCCCAGCCCCCAGAUUGCAUCCAGCACCACCAGCAGCCAAUCACAGAAUCCUCCUCUGAACGAGCCUUCUCAGAUUUACCUCUCCGGCAUGGGAGACCCCUCCUCCCUCCCCCCCUCCCUCGGUCCUGUGGGCGGGUUGGUGAGCCCCCCCCCCCUCCACAUGUUGCUGGGCGCACAGGCGCCGCAGCAAGACGACCACCCGGCCGGCUGCCCCCCUCCUCACCCCCACAAUGCACCUCAUCCGCCCGUCUUCGUCAUCAUCAACCCUCCUCCCGACCAGCAGCAGGCUCCUCCCUCCGCCCCUCCCCCCCUCGCCCGGCCUCCUCCCCCCCCCAUCAUCAUCAAGGAGGAGCUGCUGGAGAUGGCGUCUCUGGAGGAGGUCCCUCAGCUGAUCAACGGCUCCGGAGAACUGGAGCUCCCCCUCACCAUCGUGGAGAGCCCGCCCCCUCCCUUCAUGGAGGACACGCCCACAGGCCCCGCCCCCCCGGUGACCCCGGUGACCCCUGUGGACGCCGUUCCUCCCAAACCGAAGAAGCCUCGGGGCCUGGAGCUGCCCUCCUACCCCUCCCUCCCCCCCGGCCUCUCCCUGGAUAAGGUGAAUGCAGCCGUUAACAGUCUGCUGGCCCCGGGAUCCGCCGCCAACAGCCUGACCCCGACCGUCAUCACCGCCCACUCGCUGACUCCGGUCCUGCUGACUCCCAGUCCUCUUCCCUCCACCAUCCACUUCUGGAGCACCCUGAGCCCCAUCGCUCCUCGCUCACCGGCCAAACUCUCCUUCCAGUUUCCCACCAACGGCAGUAAUCAGAUCCACAUCCCGGCUCUGAGUGUCGACGGUCUCUCCACCCCUGUGGUCCUCUCCCCCGGCCCCCAGAAACCCUGAGCCCCGCCCCCCCAUUCCUCCCCCCUGGGGGGUCAGAGGUCAACUGGAUCUGGACCGACUCUGAAGUCUCCACUCAAAGCAGGAAGCGCGUUUUCCUGCUGGAGGAUCAUCAUGCCGAGAAGUCGCGGGAAACGGGACGCUUUUCCUUGAGCCUGAACGCAUCGUGAGGCGGACGGAUGUUUCUUAAAGGAUAACUGGAUUAUUGAUCGCGAUCACGAUUAUGGACCUUUGACCUGAUCCUCGUUAAUAUUCACGAGGGAACCUUUUUUGGGUGCUUUUUGCUCGUUAUCUGAUUUUAUAAAGAAGCGGUUAUUUAUUUCCGUUUCCUGUUUCCGGCUGCAUGUGUUUGAACGCGACUCGACAUCGUGGCUCCUUAUUGGUCGAGACCCGAUGACUUUUAAUCAUGUCGGAACGCUCCGGAUCUUUUUAGAGCGGCUUAAAGUGUUUUGCUUUGUUUUCAUUGGCCGCUUUUUUAAAGACCCCGCCUUUCUCCGUUAUGCAUGGCCUGCUACUGGACAGAAGUCCUCAGCAUCGUUUUUGAACCGACCAAUCACAGAGGAUGAUGAUGAUGAGUCUGUGUGACAGAUUGUAUAUUCUCUAAAAGAGGUUUCAUCACGUUACUGGAUCGUUAGAGAUGUAGUUUUAUUGAUUAUUGAUUCAUUACUUCUACUCAUUUCCUUCUUUCCGCGUCGCACCUGAACGCCUCAGACUCCGUUGAUGCUCUGCAGGAUGUUGCCACAAGUUUAAUGAGAGCCGUGAUCCAUCUGGGACUCAGACGGAGCCCAAAGACCUGGAGACCUGGAGGUGUGUAGACCUAAAGACCUGGAGGCCCGUAGACCUGGAGGCCCAAAGACCUGGAGGUCUGUAGACCUAAAGACCUGGAGACCUGGAGGUCUGUAGACCUAAAGACCUGGAGGCCCAGAGGCCUGGAAGUCCGUAGACCUGGAGACCUUGAGGCCCAAAGACCUGGAGACCUGGAGGUCUGUAGACCUAAAGACCUGGAGGCCCGUAGACCUGGAGGCCCGUAGACCUGGAGGCCCAAAGACCUGGAGGUCUGUAGACCUGGAGACCUUGAGGCCCAAAGACCUGGAGGCCCGGAGGCCUGGAAGUCCGUAGACCUAAAGACCUGGAGGCCUGGAGGUCCGUAGACCUGGAGGCCUCUUCAGUCGGUUGACCACUAGAUGGCAGUAAAUGGAGGCCGCUGCUCCAUUAAGUGUCUUCAGUCUCUUGAAGCUCCUCACAGCUGGACCACCAGAAGUGAAGGUUGAGGAGCAACAAGUGGGAGGAGUUUAACUUCAUUGUGCCGACAGCGGAUUGGUGCGUCUCCGCCCGUCCUCUUUUUUUUUUAUUUCAUAAACUUGUGAACGAACUAAAUGUCGGCUGCACUACGUUUAUGGGAGGCGGAGCCUUCCACAGACUGUUGUUGUUUCUGAUGCUGGCUGUGGUUGCCACGGUAACCUGACCCGACUGUUUUUGCUGACCUGCAGGUUGUUGUUAUUGUUGUUGUUGUUGCUACGGAGCAUCUGAAGCUCCUCCCUGUGAUGACGCUGUUAUGCUGUUGCUGCGCUUCUGUGUGUGACCACGAGGCUGCACACACAUAUACACACACAUACACACACACACAUACAUAAACACACACACACCAUCAGGAACUGAGUGGCGCUGAGUAUCUAGUUCUGUUCAAAGAGAAGAAAUCAUUUCAUUGGUCAAAGAAAAAAGAAGCUGAGAUUUAAACAAGAACAACUUCCUGUUUCACAAUAAGAGCAUCCUAGAACGAUGUGAAGUUGAACUUGGUUAGACUUCACAGUAGAAACAAGCUGAUCAGCUGAUGUAAUCACAACCUGUUCAAUCAAUAUUUACUGAUCACUUCUUAAAGGCACAGCAUCUUCUCCAGGACGUAGUUUUAUUCUACGAAUUCCUCGACAGAUGAAAGCUUCUUUAUUAAAGUAAAAAUAUAAAUGUUCACGUUUCAUAUUAAAGUGUUUGAUGACGUUCAGCCUCAGAUCAGUUCCUGGCGGUGAGAUUUCCCAACGCAGCGCCUUCGUGUUCGACUGUUCUCUCUUUUUACAGCAUGACUCUAUUUUUAUACAGACACGUGUUUCUAUUGAGACGAGACCUGGAACCUUAAACCCUUCGUCCUGUUUGAAGAUGAAGAAGAAGAAAAAAAUAAGCCAUUUAUUGAACUUUGGAACGAGGUCUUAAAUCCGAUGUUCCUCUACGACGGCGUGUGGCUUUAAGGGUUUCAUCAUUUCCUGUUUGAGCAACAGCCUCCGUUAUGAAUGACCAAAGUCUUCUGUCAUGUGACCAGGUCAUCUGUCAUGUGACCAGGUCAUGUGUCAUGUGACCAAGUCAUGUGACCAGGUCAUCUGUCAUGUGACCAGGUCAUGUGACCAGGUCAUCUGUCAUGUGACCAAAUCAUGUGACCAGGUCAUCUGUCAUGUGACCAAGUCAUCUGUCAUUCAAUUCAGUUUAUUUGUAUAGCCCAAUUUCACAAAUGACAAAUUUGUCUCGGAGUGCUUUACAAUCUGUACACAUAGACAUCCCUGCCCCAAAACCUCACAUCGGACCAGGAAAAACUCCCAAAUAACCCUUCAGGGGGGAAAAAAGG